Molecule: messenger RNA, 732 nt
Organism: Colletotrichum fioriniae
Lineage: Eukaryota; Fungi; Ascomycota; Sordariomycetes; Glomerellales; Glomerellaceae
Source: RefSeq, a predicted model, not a curated record
AUGGCGGAGCGAAAUGGGCCCAAGGCGUCCAUAUAUUCCCAUCAGGCUACUGAGUUACAGACGCGAGCGUUGGGGUUCUUCAACCAAAUCAAGCAGCACAUCUCAGAUAAGACGUACAUACCGACCUUUGUAUUUGCGUCUCUCUUGGGCAUACAUGUUCUUUACGAAACACUGCAAUGGCACUGCGGCUCUCUCGCAGACUUCAUCGAUGCUUUUGUCAAUUACUCGCGUCUACAUCGAGGGGUACGAUCCAUCACCGGGAAAUACUGGGACGAAAUACUGCAGUCUGACCUGAAGCCUCUCUUGUUCAUCGUGGACGUCAUGGACAAGGAACCCGUCCAGACUCCAGGUCCGGAAACGAAGCAGUUGAGAGAAUUCUUGGACAAGACACCAACACCUUCCGCGUCGACAACUCUUUGCAUCGCAGCGCUAGAAAAGCUUCAAUGGGUUAUCGACCUCGCCGGAGGACGACCGGACGAGUUCGAGGUUGGUGUCCAUGCGGUUAUGUCGUGGCCCAUAUGUAUCCCGGACGAGUACGUCGAAGCACUGCACCAGCAUCAACCGGAGGCCCUCGUCGUUUUGGCCUUUUACGCCGCGAUGCUGCAUAGGUACCGGCGUUUCUGGGCAUUCGGUGGUUCUGGCGCGCCCAUAGUCCAUUUGAUAUCGAACAGUGUCGGGUCCUUCUGGCAAGACGUCUUGGCUUGGCCCUUGCAAGUUUUGAUUGAAAGUUGA